AUGUCCGAUUGCUCCGUAAACGAUGGCUCGGUGGAAACUCGCCUACCAGACGGGCGUUCCAUUUUCGAUUUAAUAACCUCAAAUAACCUUAAUGCAAUACGUUCACUUCUUACUCCCUUAACGUUACGCGAACGUCAAACGAUCGUUUAUCAAAAGAUCGAACACAAAACGCUUCUCUAUCAUGCCUGCGAACGAGGCUUCAAAGACAUCGCGAAAUAUCUUUUAGACGAAUGUGGGGCUGAUAUCGAUGACGGCUACUGUGACGGCAGUGAAUCCGAAUUGCCAUCACGGAUAGCAAUAAAGAAGCUAGACGUUUUCUUGCUCCUCUUAUUACUGAGGCGCGGAGCUGCACUUAACAACAAUCGCAAAAUUUCUAGCGCUUCUCUUUACGGCAUUCACGGAGACAGCAGCGUCAUCUAUCCUGUUGGUCUGUUAAGCUCAAACUCAUAUCAUGUCCUUUAG
Molecule: messenger RNA, 462 nt
Organism: Acanthosepion pharaonis
Lineage: Eukaryota; Metazoa; Mollusca; Cephalopoda; Sepiida; Sepiidae
Source: the annotation of a GenBank genome assembly